AUGGCGGAGAGAACCAUUCCUGGGGCUACUGACAAAUCAGUACUUCACAAAUUUGAGUCACUUGAGUUGCCCUCCGGCUUAACUCAGGUGGAAUACAUCUGGAUCGAUGGAACUGACGAGGGUGUCAGAUCUAAGUGUAGAACUCUUGACUUUGUACCCAAGAAGGCUGCAGACUGCCCAAUCUGGAACUAUGAUGGCUCCAGCACCUACCAGUCUGAAGGUUCCAACUCUGAUCUGUAUCUGUACCCUGUCGCACUGUUCAAAGAUCCCUUCAGGAGAGGCAACAACAAGCUGGUCCUGUGUGAUGUCUACAAGUAUAACAAGCUGCCAGUUGAAUCUAACAAAAGGAAAAGUUGUGCUGAAGUGAUGGAGAAAGCCAAGGAUGAUCACCCUUGGUUUGGCAUUGAGCAGGAGUACUCUCUCUUGGACUAUGAUGGCUAUCCUUUAGGCUGGCCCAAGAAUGGCUACCCAGGACCACAGGGCCCAUACUACUGCGGUGUCGGCACAAACAAGGUUUAUGGCAGAGAUGUUGUUGAGGCGCACUAUCGGGCAUGUCUGUAUGCUGGCGUUAACAUCAGUGGUUGUAAUGCUGAGGUCAUGCCUUCACAGUGGGAGUUUCAAGUGGGACCUUGCGAAGGAAUUUCAAUGGGGGAUGAACUCUGGGUGGCCAGGUACCUCUUACACAGGGUCGCUGAGGAGUUCAAUGUGGUGGUCACGUUUGAUCCUAAAGUCAUGACUGGCAACUGGAAUGGAGCUGGGGCUCACUGUAACUACAGCACAGAGGCUAUGAGAAAGGAUGGCGGUUUAGAAGCCAUUGAAAAAGCUAUUGAAAAAUUGAGCAAGAAACAAAUGGAACACAUACGAGCUUACGAUCCCAACGGUGGAAAAGACAACAUGAGAAGACUCCUGGGAUCUCAUGAAACUUCAAGUAUUGAUUCCUUCUCUGCUGGUGUCGCUAACAGAGGAGCCAGUAUUCGAAUUCCCCGCCACGUUGCAGAAGAUAAGAAAGGGUACCUGGAAGACCGAAGACCUUCAUCCAACUGUGAUCCAUACAGUGUGACGGAGAUCAUUGUCCGAACAACAGUACUAGAUGAAUAA
Molecule: messenger RNA, 1098 nt
Organism: Candidula unifasciata
Lineage: Eukaryota; Metazoa; Mollusca; Gastropoda; Stylommatophora; Geomitridae
Source: the annotation of a GenBank genome assembly